AUGCCAACUAACCAUCCUAUUACAUCACAUAAUGAGCCUGGAACUUCGUCUACAGCAUCAUCAUCACCAUCACCAACAUCAACUAAUCAUCACAUAAGAGAAGACGAGGAGUUACUUCAACAGCAGCAACAACAGCAGGAGCAACAGGCACAAGAGGAACAGCAGCGUCAACAACUACUUAAAUUACUACAGAUACAACAAUUAAUUGAAGCCAAUAAAGUAAGAGACUGUCAGAGUGAUGAUGAAGUUCAACUACCUAACCAGCAACACUUGAACAAUGACGAUGCAUACGACCAUUUACUCAAUAAUGACCGAGGCUCGCACAAUAAUAUCACUCAUCUCAAUAACUCAAACUUUAACGAUGUGGACACUCAAGGUAAUACUAAUAACAACCAUGACUUGCAGAACAAACGUCCAACGCUUUCAUCAAGAAAUACCACUUCUGAUACCACUCAAACCUCAUCUGAACACAUGGACGAUUUCGGCUGUCCUGUUGUGACACACAAAUCUGACUUGCUGCCAGCAAAAGGAGCAAAAUCAUCAACAUCCACUCUUGCCAAGCACAUCCUGACUAGACAACAACAUCCAUAUCUUAGAAACAUGGCAACAUUGAGACUGAAGCAAAAAUUCAGUUUAGAUCAUUUUGAUUGUAAUAGACGUGUAUUCAAGUCAUCAUCACACUGGCAUACUAACCAUCAUCAGUAUGAACGACCACAACAAUCGACUUCUACGUUUUAUAAUGCCUAUUUACAACCCAAUGCACAGUUUAUUGGAGAACAACAAUCAGGAAAGUCAAAGUUUAGAAUCAAGGUUGAAUUUAAGACUGUAGACUUGAAAAAUUCGUUGGUUACGGGCUUUUUACAAAUUAAUGGAUUAACUAAAGACCAUCAGGAGAUUGUUACAUAUUUCAGAGGAGAAAUUAUAAAUAACCCACUUUUCAGUCAACAACAACAACAACAACAACAAUUUGCCUCAUCAACCUCAGAAUUCAACCCCACACAUGACGAUGAAUUCAAAAGAUACUCAUUUAUGGCUGAGAACAAGAGUUGGGGAUCAUCUACUGAUAAUGAUUUAGAUCAUUGGCAAAGACUCACCAAAUCACCAGUUUUUCCUACUUUCCCAACUUUACCAACUCCACAAUAUUCAACGUGCCCAUAUACUUCUACAACCACCAUUCCUCCCUACUCGUCUUCAAGAUCAAAGAGCGAUGAACAAAAUAAGGAAUUUAUGAACGAUUUGGCCAAAAUUUAUCAAGGUCAAAGUACUAAUGACAAGGAUCAACAUCAAUACAUAUAUAUGAGAUGGAAAGAAGAGUUUUUGUUACCUGAUUCAAGAGUCAAACAAAUACCCAAUGCUUCAUUUGAAGGGUUUUACUAUAUUGUUUUGAAUAUUGGUAAUAAUCAAGUCGUGAAUGAAGAGACAUUAGAGAUGGAGGUAGAUGCGGAUAUAGAUGGGGAAGACUCGGCUUAUGCGGCCAUUAACUGUGGCGGUAUAGGUGGAUCUAAACCGGGUGAUAUUAAUGGGUUAUAUUAUCAUAUUUCAUCGGAAAAGUUUCAAUCUUUGUCACUAAGUCAUGUUAAUAAUCAUGGAAUUUCAAGUACAUUUGACUUCAAUUGA
Molecule: messenger RNA, 1617 nt
Organism: Lodderomyces orthopsilosis Co 90-125
Lineage: Eukaryota; Fungi; Ascomycota; Pichiomycetes; Serinales; Debaryomycetaceae
Product: glucose-induced degradation complex subunit
Exons: 1
Coding region: 1-1617 (538 amino acids)
Biological process (GO): protein catabolic process in the vacuole; proteasome-mediated ubiquitin-dependent protein catabolic process; protein targeting to vacuole
Cellular component (GO): extrinsic component of membrane; GID complex
Source: RefSeq, a predicted model, not a curated record